Spodoptera frugiperda (fall armyworm) is the source of this 3006-nucleotide messenger RNA. It is a transcript of the gene IKKbeta, whose product is annotated as inhibitor of nuclear factor kappa-B kinase subunit beta. The coding region runs from base 221 to 2524 and encodes 767 amino acids. The record is from RefSeq and is a predicted model, not a curated record. Gene Ontology annotation, molecular function: IkappaB kinase activity; ATP binding. Gene Ontology annotation, cellular component: cytoplasm; IkappaB kinase complex. NCBI's taxonomy places the organism in Eukaryota, Metazoa, Arthropoda, Insecta, Lepidoptera, Noctuidae. Gene Ontology annotation, biological process: tumor necrosis factor-mediated signaling pathway; peptidyl-serine phosphorylation; positive regulation of transcription by RNA polymerase II. The transcript has a single exon.
AAUAAGUAGGUAAGUUACAAAAAAAUUUAGAAGAAAAAUCUGAAAUAUUCGCUUGCAAAUGGACUCUAUAAAGAAACUAGUUAUCAAACAAAGUUUCGUGCGUGACUGCCCGCAAUACUUUUGUGUAAAAUGAACAAGAACGUAAAGUUAUUUUUGGUAUCAUAUCUAUCGUAAUUUCUGUAAGUUGUGUUCUACAUACGCUAUUUUUUAUACGUAAGAAAUGGACGACAUAGUAUUUAUUGGUGAUUGGAUAAAGGAAAGGGAACUUGGAAAAGGAAGUUUUGGUACUGUCGUAUUAUGGAAACACAAAAAAACAGACGAGAAACUAGCUAUAAAGACAUGCCAGUGGGGCGAUGAACUUUCUGAGAAACACAGAGCGCGAUGGACGAAGGAAGUGGAAAUGUUACAGGGCUGCCGCAAUCCAAAUAUUGUGGGUACCAAAGAUUUGCCUCCAGAAUUCGUCAAAGGACUCGAGCGCGCCAAUCCAUCGGGCCUACCAAUUCUUUGUAUGGAGUACUGCAGCGGUGGUGACCUUCGGCAGGUGCUCAACAAACCAGAAUCAUGUGCAGGCCUCAAAGAACAACAAAUUAGACAAAUACUCAGUGAUCUCAGAUGCGCUAUGCAUUUCCUACAUCAGAACAAAAUUACACACAGAGAUCUCAAGCCUGAAAAUAUUGUGAUGCACAUAUUAGAUUCAGUACAGAGUAAUGUAGCUGUGCAAGGCCAAAGAAAGGUAAUUUAUAAACUAAUAGACCUUGGGUAUGCUAAAGAAAUAGAUUCUAACUCUGUUUGUGCCAGUCUAGUAGGCACUUUACAGUACCUAGCCCCAGAAAUCAUGUACAGCAAGACAUACAGUAAUUCUGUUGAUUUUUGGUCAUUUGGUUUGGUUGCUUUUGAACUAAUCUGUGGUAAAAGACCAUUCUUGCCCUUCAUGGCCCCUGUGCAGUGGAUGCCCCAUGUUAAGAAGAAGGCCCAUGAAAAUGUAUGUGUGUAUGAAACUUUCCAUGGGGACAUUGAAUAUUCAAAUGAAGUAUUCCCAGAGAAUUAUAUUUCCAAACCAUUCAAGGCCUUAAUAGAGCAAUGGCUGAGAAUUGCUCUUGAAUGGGAUCCAAAACUAAGAGGCAGAGACUCCCCAUCACGAGUAACCUUCAACAUACCAAGUGAACAGAAAGAGGAAGCCAGUAAAAUUGUUAUAUUUGAUGUCCUUGAAAAGAUUUUAGAAAAGAAAAUAGUUAAUAUUUUCUCUGUAGCAACUUUAUCUAAGCUUGCCUACGAAGUUGAUGAUGCAACAACUGUCCAAAUGCUAAAAUCUAAGAUAUGCAAUGAUACCAAAAUUCCUACAAGUGAACAAAUUUUGAUAACUCAGAUGAACUACAUGGAGCCUGGGGAUGAUGAAUGUAUUGUUAAGUACUGGAAUGAAAAUAUUAUGUUGUUCCUUUACAACAAGACUUAUAUUAUGAAAGACAAUGUAGAAGCAAUUGUCCCAAAAGCAGUACAGAGGUGUUUGGAACAUCCAAAAGCAUUUUAUAAUUAUAAAAACAGCCAAAACUUAUACAAGAAUGCCUUAUAUCUUGUUAUGUCACAAAUGGAGUUGUAUGAUUCUCUUAUCAAUGGAUUGUUUGUUAGAGCUGAGUCACUGAAAUGUGAAGGAAAACAGUUGUUAUUGAAACACAAUUCAGUUGAUAAAAAUAUUGGUAAUCUUCUUGCCAGACAAGAAAUACUCAAGAAGAUGACUGAUUCUGGAAAAGCACACAUAACUGAGUUAAAGGAAUCAAAUGGAUCUCACUUACUUGGCGGUUUUGAUAAGAUUUUCAAAAAUGCAGAUGACAUUACAGGAAGAAUACAAAAAUUACAAACUGCUUGGAGCCAACUCACUGUGAGACUGCAGUCAGCGACUAGACGCAGCAACGAAGUCAUCACAGCUGACAUCAACAACUUUGUCACCAAGCACAACUACCAGGCUGUGUACGCUAAUGCUUAUAAAGCAUUUUUGAAUUAUAAGAAAGGUGAAUCAGCUAACCGAGGUAGAGAAGUACAGUGCCAUGACAUAGUAGAGAUAUGUUACUACUGCCUCAAACUCAGAAACAAGAUAUUACAAGAAGUUCGUCAACAGGCCUUUGUGUUGAAACUUAUGGAUGUGAGUACAGAAUUUUCAAAGAUUGAUGACAUUGUCCUCAAUGCAGCAGAUUCUACCAAUAAAUUGAUGACUGAUGUGACAAACUUGUUAGAUGAGCUGACCAAGUGUACAUGGGCAACUAUUAGCUGUGUAGUAAAAGAUGCUGAUGGGUUCUCGAAUGUACCAUACAGUGUGGUGUCCUUUGAGAAGAAGGACUUCAAGAUUGGAGAACCUGUAUCUAACCAUUGCAUCAAAAUGACCAACAAAUUAGAAGAUGACGAAGUACUGAAAUCUCUUAUUGAGGACAGUAUGAAGAUAAGACAAAGCCAAAUGAAUUUAUCAUUGAAAUUGAACUCGCAAAAGGAGUUGCUGAAGAAGUUAGAUUUUAGCUUUUUGAAAGAUGACUAGACUAAAUUAUUGAGAUUUAUCAUCAGUAUGCCUUUAUUCUAAGUAACUUGGGGUGGAUGCAAUCGCUUCUUCCAUUCUCUCCUAUCAAUUCGAACCGCCUUCUGUCGUAUUGUUCCUCCUACAAUCUUUACAGCUUUUCCUUGGGUGUGCUCUUUGCCAAUGUAAACAAAAUUGUUGAAGAUUGUGAUUUUGUAAUAUAAACAGUGCCUUAUUGUCUGUGUAAUAAUUAAUAAUAUAGUUAUACUUUGUUUGGUGCUAAAAAUAGUAAUUUUAAUGCAUUUAUUUUUGUAUGUAUUCUUACUUUAAAUAAGUACCUACUUAUUGUUGUCUUUAAAUACUUUUAGAGUUGCUAAAAACGUAAGUUAUUUGUAAGAGAAACUACUUACUUCUUAUGAAUUUAUACACUAACAAUUUAUCUUCUAGUCAAAAGCAUAAUAAAUAAUAUAUUGAACAAAUAACAAAUAAAUGUAUAAUUGUUUGAA